UCCAUCACUUUGUUUAGUCCCUCAGUUCUCAGCUGAAAGCACCAAACCAGAGCAAAAAUGGCAGCAGAGAUGGCCCUCGUGAAACCCAUCUCUAAGUUUAGCACCCCGAAAUUUGGGAGCCCAAGACCAACAUUCUCUUCCUUCAAAUUCACUACCGUUAAAAUGUCGGCCACUGCACAGCCAACCAGCCCAAAGCCAACCAAGAAGAAAGCUAACAAAACUGCCAUUAAAGAGACUCUCUUGACACCAAGAUUCUACACCACCGAUUUUGAUGAGAUGGAAACCCUUUUCAAUACUGAAAUCAACAAGAAUCUCAACCAAUCUGAAUUUGAAGCACUGCUUCAAGAAUUCAAGACUGAUUAUAAUCAGACCCACUUUGUCAGGAACAAGGAGUUUAAGGAAGCUGCUGAUAAGAUAGAAGGGCCUUUGAGACAGAUCUUUGUUGAAUUCUUGGAAAGGUCUUGCACCGCUGAGUUCUCUGGUUUCCUUCUUUACAAAGAGCUUGGAAGGAGACUCAAGAAAACCAAUCCAGUGGUAGCAGAGAUUUUCUCUUUAAUGUCUAGGGAUGAAGCUAGGCAUGCUGGAUUUUUGAACAAGGGUUUGUCUGAUUUCAAUCUGGCAUUGGACUUGGGGUUCUUGACAAAAGCUAGAAAAUACACUUUCUUCAAGCCAAAGUUCAUUUUCUAUGCUACAUAUCUAUCUGAAAAAAUUGGAUACUGGAGAUACAUAACCAUUUAUAGACAUCUGAAGGAAAAUCCAGAGUACCAGUGUUAUCCCAUUUUCAAGUACUUUGAGAAUUGGUGCCAAGAUGAGAACAGGCAUGGAGAUUUCUUCUCUGCAUUGAUGAAGGCGCAGCCCCAAUUCCUCAAUGAUUGGAAAGCUAAGUUGUGGUCUAGAUUCUUCUGCUUAUCGGUCUAUGUGACAAUGUACCUCAAUGAUUGCCAGCGAACAGCUUUCUAUGAGGGUAUUGGAUUAGACACCAAAGAAUUCGAUAUGCAUGUUAUUAUUGAGACAAACCGUACAACUGCUAGAAUCUUCCCAGCAGUACUGGAUGUUGAGAAUCCUGAGUUCAAGAGGAAGUUGGACCGAAUGGUUGAGAUUAAUGAGAAGCUGCUUGCUGUUGGGGAGACCGAAGACAUUCCGUUAGUGAAGAACUUGAAGAGGAUUCCACUUGUUGCAGCUUUGGUUUCUGAAAUCUUUGCUGCUUAUAUGAUGCCACCAAUUGAAUCUGGAUCUGUUGAUUUUGCAGACUUUGAAACACAACUGGUUUACUGAUAUUUUUUUUUUCUUUUCAUUUUUGUUGUACAAGUUCCAAUUUUCACUUCCAUCUUCAGCUUUAGUAGGGUGUCUCAUGUAAUAUUGCAAAAUUUUAGCAUAUGAAACUGAGGAAAAAUUAUCAUCUUAAGUGUAUGCUUGCUUCCUGUGUAGAUUAAACAAGAAAAACCAUUGACAAUGC
This is a messenger RNA of Jatropha curcas, 1456 nucleotides long. It is a transcript of the gene CRD1, whose product is annotated as dicarboxylate diiron protein, putative (Crd1). Lineage: Eukaryota; Viridiplantae; Streptophyta; Magnoliopsida; Malpighiales; Euphorbiaceae. The record is from RefSeq and is a predicted model, not a curated record. Gene Ontology annotation, cellular component: chloroplast thylakoid membrane. Gene Ontology annotation, biological process: chlorophyll biosynthetic process; photosynthesis. Gene Ontology annotation, molecular function: metal ion binding; magnesium-protoporphyrin IX monomethyl ester (oxidative) cyclase activity.